This is a messenger RNA of Clunio marinus, 4643 nucleotides long. NCBI's taxonomy places the organism in Eukaryota, Metazoa, Arthropoda, Insecta, Diptera, Chironomidae. The record is from the annotation of a GenBank genome assembly.
UUCACUGGAGGUUCUUUAAAUUAAUUUUUAACUGAUUUGGUGAUGCAAAGCUAACAAAGAAUUGUAGUUUAAUUAAUAAUAUAUCGAAAAUAGAAAGAAAACUCCAUUAAAGUUAUUAUUUGGCUAUUCAAUAAUAAUUUGACUUUGUCUCACUCAGAAAAAAAAACAAGAACUUUGGUUAUGGAAGUUUUCAAAAUAAAAAUAGGCCAUUAAGAACCUGAAUAUUAGAUAUAAUUAAUGUGUGAUUAAAUGAAUGAAUAUUUUCAUUUAUUUGAUAAGAAGUGCAAAUUAGUAAAGUGAGUUUUAGAAAAUAAUAAAUAGAAAGAAAAAAUAUGUGGAACGAAUAAAAGAACAGUUCAGAUAUCAUAAAGGAUAAGAAAUUUCUUCAACAUAAUCUUAAAAUAAAAUUCUGUGUACGAAAACAACAAAAAGGAAAAAAUCUUGUGUGGGUGUCGUUCUCAUUCUCAUUUGGGAGCCCAAAACCUAAAAAUCCUUUCAAGAAUGGAUGUGCCAUCUUUCCAAACUAAUCGACAUUUCAAAUUAGUUUUAAUUGCCAUUUUGAUCUUCGUAGCAAUAAAUAUUAGUGAAGUUAAUGCUGACAAUGAGCAGCAUCUCUUCUAUAAGGAAUAUGAACGACUUCAAAAGCAAGUAAAGCCUGUAAAUUAUAAUUGGCAAGAUCAGAUAUCUACCAAUCAACAAAAAUCCCAUCGUCGCACACCAAAUUACCAACAUCCUCAAUUUAAUGCAAACUUUCCAAGUCGAAGCUCUUAUGGAGUUCAGCAACAACAACAACGACAAGAACAACAUCAUCAUGAUUCUCAAGCCAGAAUUUUGAAAGUUGGAAACACAAAAUAUUCCGUUUGGUCUCAAAAUCUCACUUUCAUGAGUUCCACGGGGUAUAAUGCACUUGGCAUGGGCCAACUUUAUAACUUAACGAAUAAAGUCGUCGAAUUUUUUGUUGAUGCCGAUGAACCAAUUCCGCCGGGAUAUUUUGUUGUCAGCGACAUGAAAGUAGAUUGGGGACAGAACGUUAAAAAGCAUCAGUAUUACGACCUUAUGAGGAAAUAUUGGCUGAUAAUCAUCGUAAUUGUAAUAACAGUUAUUGCAGUUUUGUUAAUGCCAUUAAUCGGACUUUGUUUCUGCUGCUGUCGUUGUGCUGGAGCUUGUGGUGGACGAUCUCAACCUUUUGAUAAGAAACAUGACACAUGCCGGAGAUUUCUACUUGGUUUCUGUCUUUUAAUUGUUGCAUCAUCGAUGGUAUUUGGUGUAAUUGUGGCUUAUGUCACUAAUGUAACAUUGCAACACGGUGUUGAGAAUGCCACGUCAUCAGCUCGUUUUGCGGUUGAAGAUACGCGAACAUAUUUGAAAUCAACAUCGUAUCAUAUUCGUCAUCUUCUCGUUAAUAACUAUGGCGAGCUCAAGGAGCAUUUGUUCCACACAUUAGACAAAACAUCCGAUACUGUUUUGACUCAAUUAGACAGAGCAUCGAAUACAAUUUCACUCGAUCAAUUGCACAAUAUUGUUGAGGGACUGCCGGAAAUUCAACGAGAUUUAACUGAUAUGGAUGAGAUUACUCGUGAUAUGCAACAAAAAGCAUCACAAUUAAAUGAUGGACUUCGUGGGGUUAAAAGAGAAUUAUUGAUCGCUUUACAGCAAUGUCGGAGUAAUGAGUGUAAACAAGUUCAAAAAGAUUACGAGAUUGGUCGCCUUGAUGAAAAUAACAUUCAUUAUGAUGCGCUUCCGGAUCAAAAAGAAAUCAUCAAAGAUAUAAGAAGAUUGCUUGAUGGAAGUCUUCAAGAAACAGUGAACUCCAGUGAACAGAAAGUGAAAGAGAUUAAGAAUGAAAUUGGAAACAUCAUUAAAUCCAAUGUACCGGAAGUUAAAAUGUCGAUCAAUAAAGUUGGUCAAGCACUGCUCAAUAUUAGUAACACGUUAACAAAACAAAUAGAAAGUUUUUCGGAUGUUGCUGGAAAUCAUACAUUCCCACAUUUAAAUACUGCCGAUGACUACAUAGCAUCUUAUAGCAUUCAUCGUUAUUACGGAGGUCUCAUUAUAAGUUCCGUUCUUUUGAUUGUUCUUAUGUUCAUUACCUUUGGAUUAUUAUGUGGCAUAUGUGGAAAGCGACCAGAUGGAUAUGGAGACGAUUGCUGUACGAAAGGUGCUGGUGCGAGAUUCUUAAUGUGCGGUGUUGCUAUAAUCUUUUUGACAAUCUCAGCACUUCUUGUCAUAUGUUUGGCAUGUUUUCUUGUUGGAAUUGUCAUGAAACGUGGAGUUUGUGAUCCAUUAAACAAUCCUGAAGGAGAUCAAGUUUUUUCUUAUCUCGACAAUUUCAUUGAUUUGAACAAGUUCAUCUUCCCAGAAAAUCAGCGAAUUGCAAUACGUCAAGGAAAUGGUGAAGAGUUGAAACCUUUAAGAAUAUCGCAAGUUGUUGGAGCUUGUCAUCGUAAUGAAUCGAUCUUCGAAGUGUUGCGUUUGGACGAUCUACUUGACAUCGAUCAAAUACGAGAUUUUCCUGAACAAUUCGGUAUCAAUGAAAAGCUCAAUGAACUUGCUGAUAACGUUCAAAUAACAUCACAAGUGAGAAUAUUGAACGAUCAAGCAAGAAAAGAAAUUCGAGAACUUUCCAAAUCAGAAUUGAAUAAUUUUGAAGCUUACAAAUAUGUCGACAAUUUGGCUGAAAAUAUCACACAUUACAACUUAAAUUCACUUGCUGAUCGCUUGAAGGCAGCAGCUGAUCGGAUCUCAAGCAGUUCAAAUGAAAUUAAAACUAAAUUGGAAGUUCAACAGCUUCAUUUGCGAACAUACCAAAAGAAUCUUGUUGAGCCAUUAAUUUCUGGCACAAAUCGUCUGCUGAUUCUUUCGAAGAAACUCAAUGAGAAAUUGUUGUUCAAACAGGUGUCCUUUGAAAAAGCAAUAAAUAUGCUAAUCAAAGAAAUUGAUGAUGCCGAACGGUUCCUAAACGAAGAAGGAACUUCUUAUGUACAACAAGUUGCUCAUGAGCUCCUCGAUAGUUUUAGUAGAGACAUCAAAGGAUACUUGGAUUUAGUUAUAAACGCUACAAAGAGUGAUGUUGGCCGAUGUGAUCCAAUCUCGAAUGUCUACGAUUCGAUUGUUGUUGCCGCUUGUAAUCGUGUUGUUGAUCCAUUCAAUGGUUUCUGGGCUGGUGUUGUUUUCUGUGUUCUUCUCUUCUUCCCUACAAUUGUUCUGAGCGCCAAAUUAUCAACACUUUACCAAAAAUCGGAUCCAUAUCCAGGACCAUUGGUCGAAGCUGUGCCAAAGAAUAAACGUCGCAGAAAAACUGAUCGACGACACGAUGGUCGUGAUCGCCGUGGUGAAUUUUAUGAAGAAGCCAGUCCCGCCAAUGCUGCUGCUUCGUCAAGUCAUCCCAUUCGUGAUGCUCGUUACGUUGACAUGGCACCAAAAAAUUGGGACGGUGCACCACCAAGAUAUCAGCAAAGCUCAUUUGCUGGUCAUCCCUCAGCAUCGGAAUAUGAACGCCCACCACCAUACAAUUUUACCGGCCCCUACCCGGUUGCUCCCAGUGAAACCGAUUAAAAUACUCAAAAACUAAAUAAAAGAAGAAAUCUCCAAGGAAAUUAAUUAAAAUUAAAAGAAGUUAAAUUUAACACAUUGAGAUAAGAAGAAAGAAAAAAAUGCGGGAAGCAAAACAUGACGCGAUAUAAGAAAACGCAUUAAAAAUGUAUUUUAUAUAGUAAGAAAAGCGAAAUAUUUUUCUAAGGAAGUGAUUAACCAUUUAUUGCUGCGAAUCUUUCUUUUUACAUAUUUUUCCUAAGAAAACGCUUCGUUUCUUUUCACUUCUGUUUCUGUCAUUCAUCACAUCGCUUGUAAUAAUAAAACUUUCGUCUAAAUGUAAUUGAAAAAUUGCUUCAUUUGUUUUCAUUUUCUUUUAAUGAUUAUGAAACAUAAAAUUAAUAUUUGAAAGAAAUCUUAAGCAAUUUCUUACUUUACCGACACACUCGAUAAAGAUGCGCAAAGCUUUUAUAAGAAAAUUGUGUUUAAUUUCUUUUAACUAUAAAUAAACUUCAAUUUCUUCUUUAGGUUUUUAAGAGAAUCGUACACCAAUAGAAAUUUCUUUCAUAAAUAUAUCAACAAAUGAAAACGUUGAUUAAUGUCAUUACAUUUUGCAUAAAUAUUUAUCAUGAAAAAUGAACACUUUCAAAGUGAGAAAUAAAUAAAAAAGUGCAUCGCAGAAUUUCUACAUUUUAAUAAUGUAUUCAAGUUUUAAUGUUCUUAAAAAUAUUCUCAAUUUUUGAAGCAACUGAGUUCGACUUUAAAUAGGAAACUUUAUCUUAUCAUAUUGCGAUAAUAGUUGCUGAUUCUGCUAACAUUUUAAUUAACAAUUUUUAAUUUCCUUCUCAAUGUGAAUGUUUAUAGAAUCAGUUGGUUGAAUUGUCUUACUUUUAUUCUCAAACUUAUGAUAAGGUUUCCAUAUUUCUUUGCUUUUAAUUCAUGUCGACUAGUCACGCAUUCGUUUUACAAAACUUUAUACUUCCAUUUACAAACAUUAUCAAAGAAUAAUAAUUUAAAGCUCAAAAGGAAAAAUUCACUGCCUUCUCCAUCAAAUGCAAUCAGAUUUUUUUAGAAAAUUUAUUAAGUUGUAAUCCUACGUAGCUUAAAAGCCA